CGUGAUCUCACGUUUUCAUUAAUUAUUUUCCAUUUUUCUCUAUCAAUUACAGUGGAUGCAAGAAAUCACAAGUGAUCCAACGAGUCACGUGUAAUGUCUCGUGCGGAUUUUGGCACGCGACUAUAAUGCUACAUUUGCCUCACGAGGAUGAGGGUGGCAUGGCUGAUUUUAUGCUGCGUACUACUCGGAAACUACAUCAGCAACAUCGCCAUGGCCACUGCAAACCGGAUAACGCGACACGAUUUUUCCUUAGCAACGAAUUUUCCAGCGUCCGACAAUAAUCUACCAAGUUUUGUAGACUCCAUCGGGAACGUUACAGCAGCCAGCGGCAAAAAGGCAGUUUUAUCCUGCACAAUUAGGAAAUUAGGUCAUUACAAGGUGGGAUGGCUACGCCUCGGGGAUCAGACGAUACUGUCAAUGGGCGAGAAAACGGUGAUUCAAUCGCCGCGCUUCUCCGUAUCCCUGGAGAACGUCAAGACGAAGAAUCAAACUCCAUCCAGGGAGGAGGAAACUACAUGGCGCCUGCAUAUAAUUUCUCUGAAGGAAGCUGACCGUGGCUGCUAUAUGUGUCAACUCAACACCAACCCUAUGUUGAACCAGCUGGGGUGUGUGGACGUUCUAGUACCUCCUGAUAUACUGGCUAACGGAACCUCUGCUGGGGAGGUUUCCGUUGCGGAAGGAGAAAAUGCGACUCUCGCUUGCAAGACGUCCGGAAGACCUGAGCCUCGAGUAGUUUGGCGACAUGAAAAAAGCAAGUCCAUACUGAUGAGAGGACCCCACGACAGACUGAUACCUGCGGAUGUCCCGUCAGGCGAGAGAUUAGAAUUAACCAGGGUGGACAGGAGGCAAAUGGGAGCUUAUCUUUGUAUAGCAAGCAACGAGGUGCCCCCGGCAGUCAGCAAGAGGGUUCAUCUCAGAGUAAACUUUUCCCCAACUGUAAAUGUUCCCGAUCAACUUCUCGGCUCACCACUCGAGACUGAUGUGUUUUUAAUGUGUCACGUGGAAGCGUUUCCUAGGACAAUUAAUUUUUGGAAGAGAAAAGAUCAGGUCAUCAUGAGUGGGGAAAGAUACGAAAUUAUUGAAAGAGCGAAUCCGGAGGAGGAAUGGAAGACGACAAUAGAACUGAGAAUAAAAGGCUUGCAGAAGGAAGAUUUGGGUGAAUUCACGUGUUCAGCCACGUCUAGUAUGGGUUCUUCAGAAGCAACACUUAGAGUAUACGAAAUCGAACGUGCAACCUUGCUCCCAACUAAGGCGACGUUGAUGCAGGGGAAGAAGCAUAAAAAUAAAUUUAAAAAUGGAGACUCUACGACCCUUAAUAGAAUAUUUCACCAGCUUAGUACACCGGCAAUGCAGAAAAGUACUGCGAGAUUGGUAUCCAAUAAGAUUUUAACGACCACUAUGGAUCCUCGAGCAACAUUAACCAAGAACAAGAACGCCCUUAAGCAUAAUGAAGAGCUGAACAUGCAGAGCAGCGCCAUUCCCAUAAACGUGAUCAACCAGAUAAGUGCGAUUUGUGUGCUGCUUUCUUUUACGUUGCGGUAAUUCGAGCGACCAUAAAAUUAGAAAACUGCUAGGUACAAGAGCAACGAUUUUCCAUUUUAUAAUGCGCCUAACGACGAGAACAACCAUAUGCUGAAUUAAAUUAGAAUGAAAAAGUAAAUUCUCCCUAACAAGGACAGCAAUCGGCGUCGGAAACAUUCUUUUAGCCAGGAACCCGAGGGGCUAUUUAUUUCGGAAAGCUUGUUUAAAGUUACUAUGAAAUAACAAAAUCCAAGGUCAUGGUUACCGUUUUCAUAAAAAAAUUUCCGGUUGUUUCUCGGUUCGCAAACAUUUUUCAUGGUCAACGAAAUUAACCAAAAGUCAUACUCUUUAUGGUAACUUUUGUUUUAUUUAAAUUAAUAAAAACUAAACUGCAAAUUAAA
Messenger RNA from Belonocnema kinseyi, 1922 nucleotides. RefSeq names its product lachesin-like. Gene Ontology annotation, cellular component: neuron projection. The record is from RefSeq and is a predicted model, not a curated record. NCBI's taxonomy places the organism in Eukaryota, Metazoa, Arthropoda, Insecta, Hymenoptera, Cynipidae. The coding region runs from base 148 to 1542 and encodes 464 amino acids. The transcript has 9 exons.